AUGCUCAGUUCAAGUCCAAACCUCUCCUCCGCUCCAGCUUCGCCUGUUGCCACGUUCCAAAACCUUCGGAAGAGCCCCUACCAUGCUGCGCGACGACGGCAAUCUAGUUCUGUUGCCCCUCCUCGUCCACAGUUGAGCAGCGGCCCGACCCCAGCGCAACCGCAACAGUCGCCAGUGCUUUCGUUUGCCCGAUCCCCACGAACCACAUAUUCUCCCCGCCAGACGAUUGCUUCAAGAAAAUACGCGGAUGCGGGUACGCAAUAUUCGCCGGACGGUUUCCCUCCCACCUACAGGCCUCAGCCGCCGCCGAUCGCGCCCACCGCCGAUUCAGCACCCACUACUCAACCCCCACAAACCACCGUAACGAUAGAGCGGGGGGACUCCUCCGCCGAGGUCACCAUUACGGAACCGCCAGAGCCCAGCCUGCGGGUAGAUCCGCAGCCAGCGGUGCCGGCGCAAACCACGCAACCCAGCAGGAGGGCAUCAAGAGACAAAGAAAAGGUACCUCCGCGUGUACUGCAAAAACCCCAAAAUGAGGCAGCGGCUGCGCCUGAGGAGCAGUCCUCUCCCGCCAAACGAGCACGACCACAGAGUGGGACAAUCAAAGUCAUGCCAUUGAAGUACGAGACGUGCGACAUGAAGGAUCUGGGCAUCUUGGUUUCCGAUAUGCUUAUGGAGCUCGUGCGCUUGAACGACGACAUGCCGUUGCGGGACGGGCAGCUCACACGAUUUCACUCAAGAGCACCGCCAGCCAUAUCGGUCAAAGACUACCUCUUCCGCCUGAUAGUCCACGCCACGAUUUCCCCGCCCAUCCUACUAUCCAUGGUCUUCUACGUCGACAAGCUCUGUUCAAUGUAUCCCGCCUUCACCAUCAGCAGCCUGACCGUACACCGCUUCCUCAUAACAGCCGCAACCGUUGCGGCGAAAGGGCUCAGCGACAGCUUCUGGACGAACAGCUUAUAUGCGAAAGUGGGCGGUGUCAGCUUGAGGGAAUUGGCGUUACUCGAGCUGGAGUUUCUCAGAAAGCUAGAUUGGCGGAUCGUGCCGAAGCCUGAAGUCCUCGUGGAUUACUACAGGGGUCUGGUGGAGCGAGGCGAAGGCUACGUCAUGGAGAAGGAGGCAGGCUCUGAGGGGUCUUCAACCCCCCCAGACAGUUCAGCGGCAUCGUCAAGGAUCGAGGCGUUGGUUUCGAGCAACGGUUCGAGCGAUUCAUAG
Messenger RNA from Didymosphaeria variabile, 1215 nucleotides. RefSeq names its product Pho80p cyclin (gene PHO80). Lineage: Eukaryota; Fungi; Ascomycota; Dothideomycetes; Pleosporales; Didymosphaeriaceae. Gene Ontology annotation, molecular function: cyclin-dependent protein serine/threonine kinase regulator activity; protein kinase binding. The record is from RefSeq and is a predicted model, not a curated record. Gene Ontology annotation, cellular component: cyclin-dependent protein kinase holoenzyme complex; nucleus. The transcript is spliced from 2 exons. Gene Ontology annotation, biological process: regulation of cyclin-dependent protein serine/threonine kinase activity. Bases 1 to 1215 code for a protein of 404 amino acids.